Messenger RNA from Meloidogyne enterolobii, 624 nucleotides. The record is from the annotation of a GenBank genome assembly. NCBI's taxonomy places the organism in Eukaryota, Metazoa, Nematoda, Chromadorea, Rhabditida, Meloidogynidae.
AUGAAUGAUUUGUUUGAAUUAUUUUUUGUGCCAUCCGCUCGUCGGCGUUCUCAUCAUUCUAAAUUACCUCAUAAUAAAAAUGAUUCAUUGACUGAUUUACAACCCUCCGUUGAUUCUUUUCCUUCAAAUUUUGUUACUUUAGAAAAACAGCAAGUAGAGGAAGAAGAACAAAGACGUCGUUCAUAUCCACCACCUUCAAAAUAUCGCUAUGAAAAACGUAAUUUUGAAGAUGAUGAUAACUUGAAAGAAAUGCAGGCUGAUUUUGAUAAUCUAAAUAAUAAUACAAAUAAUUCUGAAAAUGAGAAUGUUAAUUUCUCAAUUUCUUCGUUAAAAAAAGAAAAAUCAACAGCAAAUCAAACACAAUUUUACUUAGAACAACCACCCCCUCCCCCUCCUAUUAAUCUUUUUCAAACACCCAAAUCUUCUUUAAUUUCUUCUUCAACUUGCCUCUCUUCUUUAAAAAAUGAACAGGGAAAGUGGCAACAACAAAAAAAGGAGAAACAACAAAAAUCUGCAGAAAAUAAUUCCCCUUCUCCUUCUCAAAUUUCAACUUGUCCAUUAAGUGAAAAUAAAGGGAAGAGGUUGGCAGAUCUACGUUGGGUAGACCAACCUACUGCAAGGUAA